UAUUCAUGUUUUGUAAUAUUUGGACAAUAUUGUCAUAAAAUACAUCUCUUUAUGUAUGUUUCUGCUACUCUGAAUACAUACAAAUAUUUAGGCGGUGAUAUGAAUAUUCAUAACUUUUAUGUAUUUGGAACAGCACAGUUUACAAAUUGAAUGUUCUGUCAUCUGAUAUAUAUGUACUUAAGUAUCGUAUAGCUAUGGCCACAGUUGAGGCAACAGUAAAUAAGGAAAAAAGUAACUUUUUGGCAGCAUAUCACAUCUUAAAAUUUUCCCAAGCCAAUAAGGAUGACACAGAGAUUGUUGACAUUGAGCGCAGAUGUAUUGCUACAAAGUAUUUGACUGCAAAACAAUACGAAUCAGAAGACAUGGCAACAUGUUUGCUCCGAAGGGGCCUAGAAGAAUAUCAGAGUCUAAUGGAGAACAGAAAUGGGAUUAACAAUUAUUGGAAACAGUUUAAGACACAGACUCCUAAAAUCAGUAAUAAUCCACAAAAAUGGAAGUCUGGAUUAAGUGAUAUAAAGACAGCACUUAAUUUUGUAAAACCUCUACCUUGCCAAAAUGACAAUACAGAGUCAUGUCAGGGGAGAACGUUUAAUGAUAGGCACAUAGAAAAUAUUAUAAGUACUUGGAAGAAUAAAGAAUCCUCAGUACGGAAUAGGAAAGUCAGUAUGCAAGCAAAAUCAAAUUUCCAUUCAGGGAAAAGUGUGGAUAUGAAAGCAAGGCUUGAAGAUAAUAUUCAAUAUGAAGUGGACCGAUCAUCUUUUUCAUCGUGUAAUUCUGCAGAUGAAAACAGUAUUAUUGAAGUAAGUUAUAAGAGACAGAUGCCCAAAUCUUAUUCAAAGAAUCAGGAAAAUCAGAUCUUUGCACCUCAGCAACGAUCUGUUAAGUUUGAAUCUAAAAUGCAACCAAAGUUUACAAGAGAGGACUCGUAUAAUGUACCAAAAAAUAAUCAUGAACCGUCGAACGAUUAUAAAGAAGAAGAUUCUGAAGUACCUAAACCGAAAUUCAACUGCUUCAAGACAGCUAGGGACGAAUUAAGCAUACAGCAGAUGAAAGCUAACAGACCUAGCCAAAAGAAAACUCUAGGUGGUAAACCAUCCAUUAAUUCUAAAUUCGUGUGUCCGUUUAAACGCGAAAAGGACAAAGACAUGCAAGCACACGAUAACAUGUAUAACAACGACACUGAUACAAUGGAAGUAGAGGAUGAAAGGCUGAAGAACAUAGAACCAAAAAUGGUUGAGUUGAUCAGGAAUGAAAUAAUGGACAGCAAGACAACCAUUUCGUGGGACGAUAUAGCUGGCCUGCAAUACGCGAAGAAAAUAAUUAAGGAAGUAGUUGUGUACCCAAUGUUGAGGCCUGAUAUUUUUACUGGUUUACGUAGACCCCCUAAAGGAAUUUUAUUGUUUGGACCUCCAGGUACUGGUAAGACGCUUAUAGGAAAGUGCAUAGCUUCCCAGAGUAAAUCAACGUUCUUCUCGAUUUCUGCGAGCUCUUUAACUUCAAAAUGGAUAGGGGAAGGAGAAAAAAUGGUCAGAGCGUUGUUCGCUGUUGCUAGAGUGUACCAGCCGUCCGUUAUUUUUGUGGACGAGAUAGAUUCUUUGCUGACCCAAAGAUCUGAAACCGAACAUGAAAGCUCUAGGAGACUGAAAACCGAGUUUUUAGUACAACUGGAUGGAGCCGCCACUGCGGAGGAAGAUCGUAUUUUAAUAGUUGGAGCGACAAACAGGCCUCACGAAUUGGAUGAAGCGGCACGUAGACGACUCGUUAAACGGCUUUAUGUUCCUUUACCAGAAUUCGAAGCUCGUAAACAAAUCAUAAAUAAUUUAUUGGCAACAGUUCCGCACAAUCUCACGGAAGAAGAGGUCGACAACGUAGCUGAACAAUCAAAGGGAUAUUCGGGGGCGGAUAUGUCCAAUUUAUGCAAAGAAGCUAGUAUGGGACCAAUUAGAAGUAUUCCAUUUAGCCAGUUAGAAAAUAUUAGAAAAGAAGAUGUUAGACAUGUUACAGUUGACGAUUUCAAAGAUGCAUUGAUUCAUGUACGCCCCAGCGUAUCUGAAUCCAGCUUAACAACUUAUGUUGAGUGGGAUUCUAUAUAUGGAACUGGAACAGCACAGAACUAUAAAGUAUAAUAAACCAAUUAGGUAAUAAACAUAUUAGGUGUUACUUUGUUAAAUAUCACAAUAUAUUUUUG
Messenger RNA from Dufourea novaeangliae, 2188 nucleotides. RefSeq names its product fidgetin-like protein 1. The transcript is spliced from 3 exons. Lineage: Eukaryota; Metazoa; Arthropoda; Insecta; Hymenoptera; Halictidae. The record is from RefSeq and is a predicted model, not a curated record. Gene Ontology annotation, molecular function: microtubule severing ATPase activity; ATP hydrolysis activity; ATP binding. The coding region runs from base 195 to 2126 and encodes 643 amino acids.